Messenger RNA from Bombina bombina (fire-bellied toad), 2980 nucleotides. It is a transcript of the gene WRAP53, whose product is annotated as WD repeat containing antisense to TP53. Gene Ontology annotation, molecular function: RNA binding; protein binding. The coding region runs from base 208 to 2103 and encodes 631 amino acids. Gene Ontology annotation, cellular component: Cajal body. Gene Ontology annotation, biological process: Cajal body organization. The record is from RefSeq and is a predicted model, not a curated record. NCBI's taxonomy places the organism in Eukaryota, Metazoa, Chordata, Amphibia, Anura, Bombinatoridae. The transcript has 11 exons.
CUUAUGUCGCUCACGCCUCCCUGUUCCACAUGGUUAUGCUUCGUGAGUGCAACAUUCACUGCGGAAGUAACGCGUAGUUCGCUAACAGCUGUAGUAUCAGACAAGACACAGUUAUCGGGGUGAAAUUCCAUGGAAUCUCUCUUUUUUUAAUGUUAUUCGGCUAUGCUAUUAGGCCUUUGUAUGACUGAUUUAAAAGGAUUGUAAGUGAUGGAUAUAUGUGCAAGUGUUUCUGUUGGUGAGGAUAGUGAAAAGAGUGAGGUAGACGUUAAGGAACAUGAAUCAGGAGUUUCUGCUGCUGAUAACAAAGGACAGACUCCAGAAGAGGGGAGCGAUCCUAAUAGGAAUGAGAGUAGAUUAUACGAGGAGAGUUUUGAUUUAAUGGAAGAUGAGGGAAGCAGUAUAGAUAAAACUGACGGAGCCCCGUUGCAGGCUGAGUGUAUAAAUAUGUCAGUCACUGAAGAUAAAGAAAAUGAAAAUAUUGAUAAAGACUCCCAUGUUACGGAAGAUGGAAGUAGCAUUCCUCAAACUGAUAGCACAAUAGCUGUAUUAGAAGUAGAAUGUGUAAAUAUACCUGAUAGUGAAUACAUAGGUCAUUUUAUUGGGCCUAAGGUCAGUCAUGUGAUAGAGGAAGAAAGCUGUGUUUCUAAAACCGAUAGUGAGAAAGCAUUCUUAGCCGUAGAAUGUGCUGCUGAAUACAUAAAGAAAGAGAUUGGGCAGACAAGUAAUAGUUGUAUUUGGGCAGAAGAAACUGGUGCUAAUGAGCCAGAAAAUACAACUAGGAAAGGACUAAUAGAGUGCCCUGAUAUAAAGGAGAAAGAUCCUGUUUUCCAAGGACCAGUAGCCAUGGUGCCAUGCACAGAAAAUGCUACCCAAGUUUACAAGGCUGGUUCAGAAGAUUCAGAUCAAGAAGAAGAAGUUGCUGAUAUGAUGGAAGAAGCACCUGUGGGGGAGAUCCCAAUGGAACCAGCUGAUGUAUUGAGAUAUUCCUCAGCGUACGAUUUCUCCCACCCACCUUGGUCCCUUGCAGGUUCCUGGAAUGAAUAUUCAGGAACGUCUGAAAACUUCCUUAAGGGAUGCAAGUGGGCUCCUGAUGGUUCUUGUAUAAUGACCAAUAGUGACGAUAACAUCCUACGGAUCUAUAACCUACCUCCGGAGCUGUAUACAGAUAACUGGGAUAUACUGGAAGAAAUGAAACCUGUCUUACGAAUGACUGAGGGUGAAACUAUAUAUGAUUACUGCUGGUAUCCGCUUAUGAAUUCCUCUGACUCCACCACCUGCUUUGUGGCAAGCAGCAGCAGAGACAAUCCUAUUCAUAUAUGGGACGCCUUCUACGGAAACCUAAAAGCAUCUUACAGACCUUACAACCAUUUGGAUGAGCUCACCGCUGCACACUCACUAUGUUUCUCUCCAGAUGGUUCAAAGUUAUUCUGUGGUUUUGAUAAAAUAGUCAGAGUAUUUGACACAUCUCGACCAGGGAGAGACUGCCAGUGUCGCCCCACAUUUCAUAAAAAACAAGGUCAGGCUGGUAUUAUUUCUUGCAUUGCGUUCAGCCCAUCUCAAGAUAUUUAUGCUUGUGGGUCCUACUCAAAAUCCCUGGGACUAUACUCCCUGCACGAGGGGGUUACUCUGGCAGUUCUGCAGGGGCACAUUGGAGGUGUUACCCAUGUGGUCUUCUCACCUGAUGGGUCCUGUGUUUUCUCAGGUGGACGAAAAGACCCUGAGAUACUUUGCUGGGACAUCCGUCAUCCUGGAAAGGUUUUGUGCUCUAUGACUCGCAGUAUCACCACCAACCAGCGAAUCUAUUUUGAGAUGGAUAUUUCUGGACGUUACCUUGUAAGUGGUGGGACACAGGGACUGGUGACAAUCUGGGACACUCUUUCGCCUCCUGGAGACGCACCCCUACAGUUUCAGGCUCAGAAUGAUUGUGUCAACGGAAUUAGUCUGCACCCCUCAUUUCCUCUUCUAGCGACUUCAUCAGGACAAAGGAAGUUUCCAGAGAUAGAGGACAGUGGCGACGAGUCUUUAGAAGUAAAGAAAUCCUCUCGCGGGAACCCCGGAGAAAACUGCCUGCAAUUGUGGUGGUGCGGUAGUAAUGCAAAGUAGCAGAACUAAAUACUGGAAGAAUUAUGCAUAAGACCACAGAAAAUGUUGUGAGCCGUGUAGUAUUAUGAAGUAACAUUGUGGGCAGUGUAAUACUUUGUAAUAUUAUAACAUGUUCUGUUACUUAAAGGGACAUGCAUCUCAAUUUUGUUCUUUCAUAAUUGAGGUAGAGCAUACGAUUGUAAACAUCUUUCUAAUGUACUUCUAUUAUCUAAUUUGCUUCAUUUUUUUUUCGUAUCCUUUGUUGGAGGAGCAGCAAUGUGCUACUGGGAGUUGCUGAAAGCCAAUGGCAAGAUGGAUAUAUCUGCAGCCACCAAUUAGCAGUGUCUUAGUCUACCUAGGUAUGCUUUUCACCAAGGGAUACAAAGAAAACAAAAAUUAGAUAACAGAAAUAAAUUGGAAAGCUAUUUAAAAUGGCACGCUCUAUCUAAAUCAUAAAAGAAAACAUUUCAGGUCCCUUUAAGCUAUCCAAAUCACAAAUGAAUUUCAUAAUUUAGUAUGAAAUGAUUUGAUGAUAAUUUGUGCAACAAACAUUUAAAACAUUGUAAUAUUAGCUAAUUGUAGCUUAACAUUGGCUUACAUUUUUAAGCAGGAGGUCAGUAUAAUCAGCCCAUUAAAUAGGUCCUGAGGAGAAAACUGAUUACUUGAUUAAACAACAGGAUGCUAAUGUGCCAAAAUUGCCUUUACACAAGCAAUGCAAUAACAUAAACACUUAUAACUUGCACGACACGUACGUACAUAUAUACAUACAGUACGUACAUAUAUACAUACAUACCAUACAUACAUACAGUACAUAUAUACAUACAGUACAUACGUACAUACUUACAUACAUACAUACAGUACAUAGAUAUAUACAUAUGUCCAUACAUAUAUACGUACG